Messenger RNA from Rotaria sp. Silwood2, 205 nucleotides. NCBI's taxonomy places the organism in Eukaryota, Metazoa, Rotifera, Eurotatoria, Philodinida, Philodinidae. The record is from the annotation of a GenBank genome assembly.
GAUCGGUGCUGGAGCUAAAGUUGAACCUGAUUUAAUACGAAAAGGUUUAGCUUUAAUGAAUAGCCCAAAUAAUAAGAUCAAACAACAUUUAAAAACCAAGGGAGCACUUCACUUAUAUGAUCAACUACAAAACAACGUAAAAAUCACGAAACCAAUAACGUUCAUAAUGAGCGACGAUGAUGAAGAUUUAGGUGAACAUACCUAG